AAAGACUUCAAAAGGAAUCAAAUCUGGCUUCAGCCUCGUGGUGGAGACUUCACCUGUGCAGAGACUCGACAUGCAGGUUCUGCCGGUCUGGGGGCUCGCCAUCCCUCUUCCAGCAGUUCUAAUGAUCACCGUGGGUCUCUACAUGAUGGUCUUGGGUGUCGGGCUGUGGAUCAGAUACUGCUUAAAGGACCAGUGUUCUGUCCACUGUCCCUGCUGCUGUCCAAACAUCUCCAUGUGUGAGCAGUGCUUCAGACUGGCUGAAAAGUGUGACUGCCGCCUGCCCACCGUGCGCUCCUUCCUGCCCGACGUCUGCUCCUCCCCUUCAUGUGUCCACAUGGACUGCACCUGCACAUGCCAGCCUCCAGAGUGCAACUCCUGCAACUGUCUCUGCUUUGAAAUUCGAAUCAAGUGAAGACGGAACCAGAACCUGAUCCACGUUGCCUGUCCUCCCUCACAGAGAGACGGAACCACCUCGUCUUUCAGGGCAUCAGCACCGCGUCUUCUGGGUCCAAACCCACAGAAAGUUCUUCUGGGUUUUAAGAGACUUCAUUUUCUUCAC
Messenger RNA from Nematolebias whitei (Rio pearlfish), 559 nucleotides. RefSeq lists its product as uncharacterized. The transcript is spliced from 5 exons. The coding region runs from base 71 to 412 and encodes 113 amino acids. The record is from RefSeq and is a predicted model, not a curated record. NCBI's taxonomy places the organism in Eukaryota, Metazoa, Chordata, Actinopteri, Cyprinodontiformes, Rivulidae.